CACCCGCCCGCUCAGUUCUGCAGAGACAGAAUACACUGUCCCCUCGCCUGUCGGGGGCCUCAGCUACGUCCAGGGCCCUACCCGAGUUCCUCUGAUCAACAACACCGUGGGCCAGUGCCUGGACACCUCAGCGCAGAGGUUCCCCAACCGAGAGGCCCUAGUCGUCCUCCACGAGGACAUCAGGGUGACCUUCGCCCAGCUCAAGGAGCAGGUGGACAAAGCUGCUUCCGGUCUGCUGAGCAUUGGCCUCUCUAAAGGUGACCGGCUGGGCAUGUGGGGGCCCAACUCCUAUGGCUGGGUGCUCAUGCAGCUGGCCACCGCCCAGGCAGGCAUCGUUCUGGUAUCUGUGAACCCAGCCUACCAGGCUAUGGAGCUGGAGUACGUCCUCAAAAAGGUGGGCUGCAAAGCCCUCGUGUUCCCCAAGCAAUUCAAGACCCAGCAGUACUACAACAUCCUGAAGCAGAUCUGCCCCGAGCUGGACAAGGCCCAGCCAGGCGCCCUGAAGAGUAAGAGGCUCCCGGAUCUGACCACCGUGAUCUCGCUGGACUCCCCUCUGCCGGGGACCCUGCUGUUGGAUGAGGUGGUGGCAGCAGGCAGCGCAGAGAAGCACCUGGCCCAGCUGCGGCGUACGCAGCAGUUUCUGUCCUGCUAUGACCCCAUCAACAUCCAGUUCACCUCGGGGACGACAGGCAGCCCCAAGGGGGCCACCCUCUCCCACCACAAUAUUGUGAACAACUCCAACCUGAUCGGCCAGCGCCUGGGCCUGCCCCUGAAGCCGCCACAGGAGUUGCGGCUGGUCCUGCCCAGCCCCUUGUACCACUGUCUGGGCUCCGUGGGGGGCACAAUGGUGUGUAUGCUGCAUGGUGCCACCCUCCUCCUGUCCUCUCCAAGCUUCAGUGGCGAGAAGGCGCUGGAAGCCAUCAGCAGAGAGAAAGGCUCCAUUCUGUACGGCACCCCCACGAUGUUCGUGGAUAUCCUGAACCAGCCAGACUUCUUCAGUUAUGACAUCUCAUCCAUACGUGGAGGUUUGAUCGCCGGCUCCCCUGCACCCCCAGAGCUGAUCCGAGCCAUCAUCAACAAGAUGGACAUGAAGGAGCUGGCGGUUGCUUAUGGAACCACAGAGAACAGUCCCGUGACCUUCAUGAACUUUCCUGAGGACAGCCUGGAGCAGAAGGCGGAAAGUGUGGGCAGGGUCAUGCCGCACACGGAGGCCCAGAUUGUGAGCGUGGAGACCAGGGAGCUGGCGGCGCUGAACACCCCCGGGGAGCUGUGCAUCCGCGGCUACUGCAUCAUGCUGGGCUACUGGGGCGAGCCGCACAAGACCUUCGAGGCCGUCGGGCAGGACAAGUGGUACCGCACAGGAGACAUCGCCACCAUGGACGAGGAGGGCUUCUGCAGGAUCGUGGGGCGCUCGAAGGACAUGAUCAUCCGGGGCGGUGAGAAUAUCUACCCUGUGGAGCUGGAGGACUUCUUCCACUCGCACCCGCAGGUGCAGGAGGUGCAGGUGGUGGGAGUGAAGGACCAGAGGAUGGGGGAGGAGAUCUGUGCCUGCAUCCGGCUGAAGAGCGGGGAGACCACCACGGAGGAGGAGCUCAAAGCUUUCUGCAAAGGAAAGAUCUCCCACUUCAAGAUUCCCCGCUACAUCGUGUUUGUCACUGACUACCCCCUCACCAUCUCAGGAAAGGUCCAGAAAUUCAAGCUCCGAGAGCGGAUGGAACAGCACCUGAAACUGUAAAUCCGAGGUGGGGUCCAGCCGGGCCCACCUCGUCCCUCCCACGUCCCCGUGGUCUUGGUGACUGGGCACAGAUCUCUGUGUGUGCCCGAGCUCCACUGGCAUACUCUGUUGGCAGCUGGCAGGGUGGGGAGGGAAGACACCCACGGGACUGUGCCCCGAGUAUUUUGCCUUGCAUUAGCCACUUAAUGUAACCCUUACCUCAUCCAUCGGAAUUCCAACCUUUGUAGGCUUUCCUGAAUUCUUUCUCCUACUGGUGCCAGAUUAGUCCAGCAGGAAACAUUCUUUUUUUUUUUUUUUUUUUAAGUAACAGCUUCAGUGG
Messenger RNA from Fukomys damarensis (Damara mole-rat), 2054 nucleotides. It is a transcript of the gene Acsf2, whose product is annotated as acyl-CoA synthetase family member 2. Gene Ontology annotation, biological process: fatty acid metabolic process. The transcript has 16 exons. Gene Ontology annotation, molecular function: medium-chain fatty acid-CoA ligase activity. Bases 272 to 1735 code for a protein of 487 amino acids. Lineage: Eukaryota; Metazoa; Chordata; Mammalia; Rodentia; Bathyergidae. The record is from RefSeq and is a predicted model, not a curated record.